UUCACUCGGUGUGAACCUUAUAGCAAAAUCUCUAAUUAAUUAAUCCCUAAACUAAUGGUUAAUUUUUUUAUUAAGUAACUAAAAUUGAAACUAAUCAUUGAUUAAGUUUAGAGAUUAAGAGGAGGGUGAAGCAGUUGCAUGGCAAAGGGUCGUAAGCCGACGACGACGAUGAGCAGAAGCGAUCGAUACCUUGGAAGCUACGGCUACGGUGACAGUCACGGUGCUUCCGUCACCGACGAACUAGAGCUCGCCGAGGAAGACAUCUGGUCACCGGCAGUCAUUCACGACACCACCGCCGAGACAGACGAGGCAUACCACGCGUGGAACUUACGCGCUACCUUGGGAAAAAACGGGCGCGUGGGAGGGUUGUCGCUAGCUUUCGAGGGCUCUUUGGCUGCGCCGCCGCCGAUCAUCGUGCAUCAGAUAAACGACGGAGACGAUGAAAACCGGAGGAAGCUAGCGUCGUCUGCGCCGGUAAACGUGCCGGACUGGAGUAAGAUAUACCGAGUCGACUCGGUUGAGUCGAUACACGAGUUGGGAGAGGACGAUGAUGAAGAGGAGUCUAGGAUGAUGAUGCCGCCUCACGAGUACGUUGCUAAGAGUCAAGCACGACGGAGCAGGAAAAUCGGAGGUGUAGACGUCGGCGCGUCGGUGUUUGAAGGCGUCGGAAGGACUCUCAAAGGCAGAGAACUAAGACGCGUUCGCGAUGCGAUUUGGAGCCAAACAGGGUUCUACGGCUAAAAGUAUAAAUUAAUUAAUACUUUAGAUUUCAAUUAAAAUUACUUGUUUUUUUGUUUGUUUGGUAAUAAUUAAAAUUACUUGUUUUUGUCAGUAUAGAAGUAAUUUUGUGAUUUUGCAUUUUUUUUUUUUGUUGUAAUGAACGAGGCCGAAAUUUCAAGUUCCUCGUAUGUUGUUGUUUUUGUCUAUAAGUAUAUAUUAAAUUGCAGAAAUAAUUUUGUC
Camelina sativa (false flax) is the source of this 960-nucleotide messenger RNA. Its product is annotated as protein S40-6-like. NCBI's taxonomy places the organism in Eukaryota, Viridiplantae, Streptophyta, Magnoliopsida, Brassicales, Brassicaceae. The record is from RefSeq and is a predicted model, not a curated record.